AUGAAAGGUUGCAAUUCUGUCAGCGCAAGGGCUGCAACAGCUUUGGCAGAUAACAUCCAAUCUUCAGAUCAGCUCGAAACUGCAUUCGAAGUCGAAACUGAGCUGAAGAAAGCAUCAACCAUUCUCGACAUUCGACUCGAUAGUCUGCAGCAAACUAUACCAUCAUUGAGUUCUUAUCCAAGGCAACUGAGGUUGUACCUGUACAGUGACUCAAGAGGAAGAGAAUCUCUGAGUCAAGAUCAACUUAUUACAGUUCACUAUUCCAAGGAUCUGACUGCAGAUUGCGAGGGAUAUCUUCAAGAAGCUAAUAACGCUUGGACAGUACUUGGAAAGCCGAUUGUCAAGGGCAACAUUCUUGAUUGGUAUUCAAGCACAUUACAAAACAGUAAAGAUGAACUUAGGAAGACUGUCUCGGACCGAUCGAGCCAAUGGAUCCCUAAGGCUAUAGGUACUAUGAUGACCUCCAUCAGAGACAUUAGGCAUGCUACAUCGGAGUUAAGUGGACAAACCCUAGCGUUCGACAGUAAGACAAUAAGGAAAGCAGCAGAUCAACGAGAUAAAGUUGUCAACAGUCGACAUGACUUUCAGGGAGGCUGUCAAGUGCUCGAUCUGUGUAUGCCACAUACAGCGGUAGAAGAGGCAAGGAUUACCGAGCUCAUUAGUAACUUCGGAUCUGCGACUGAUAUUAAAAAGGAUUCUGACCUCGGUUCCACUAAUGCGGAAAAUAUCGACCGGCAAAAAGAGUUUAUAAAUCUUUCAAAGAUCUGUUCGGACGAAACGGCCAAAGCUAAUUCAGACAAUCAGCAUCUUCUGUCCCUAGUGAAGGAUCAUCUGAUCAACGAGAUGAGCACUGUCUCUUCGGACUGGGACCAGAAGAUACGUGAGGUCACUGCAUACUACCAAAGCACCGCACAAGAGAUCUUUAGAAAGGCAACGGAUAGUGGUCGUCAAUUCCUCCAAACCUCUCAACAGGUUUCACAGUCAAGUUCUGAGGCCUUAGACGAUGGGUUAUCACGCCAAUUCGCUCAUGAUCGAGAUGCUUGGCAAGCCAACUUCAGUAGAGUUCAGAAGCACAAACCAGAGAUAGGAGCUAUAUCGAGACUAUCAUCUGAAUUCAAGUCCAUUACUAGUUUAUUAGCGGACUGGACCGGAGUGAACAAUCAAGCUGAAGGGGCUGAAAGCAUCUUUGAGAGAAUGAACCGCAAGUAA
Molecule: messenger RNA, 1209 nt
Organism: Kwoniella botswanensis
Lineage: Eukaryota; Fungi; Basidiomycota; Tremellomycetes; Tremellales; Cryptococcaceae
Exons: 2
Coding region: 1-1209 (402 amino acids)
Source: RefSeq, a predicted model, not a curated record